AUGUCAAAAGAUUUAAUUAAAGGGGUUUUAAAUGUGGAUCCAUGGUUAGAACCAUUCUCUCAACAAUUGAUUGAUAGACAAGUAAGAUUCCAAGAUUGGUAUGAUAAAUUGACUAAAUCUGAAGGUUCUUUAAUCAAUUUUGCAAAUAGUUAUAAGAAUUAUGGUUUACAUUCUUUACCUGAUGGAAAUUAUAAAAUUGUUGAAUAUAUCCCUAAUGUUGAAUCUGUUUCCUUGGUUGGUGAUUUCAAUAAUUGGAAUACUGAAUCUCAUCCUUUGAAAAAAUCUAAUGAUUUUGGAUUAUGGGAAUUGACUAUUCCUGCUAAAACUAUUCCAAUUGAUUCAAAAUAUAAAAUUGCUAUGAAAUUAUCUAGUGGUGAAUGGAUUUAUCGUUUAGAUCCUUGGGUUCAUAGAGCUACUUAUUCAGAAGAAACUACUCAAUAUGAAGGUCGUUUCUGGGAAGAUAAUUAUAUAUUUAAAAAUCCUCGUCCUAAAAAUGCUGCUGGUAAUGAAAUUAAAAUUUAUGAAGCUCAUAUUGGUAUUUCUACUCCUGAUCCAAAAGUUGGUUCCUAUAAAAAUUUCACUCAAAAUAUUUUACCUAUUAUUAAAGAUCUUGGCUAUAAUACUAUCCAAUUGAUGGCUAUUAUGGAACAUGCUUAUUAUGCUUCUUUUGGUUAUCAAGUUACUAGUUUUUUCGCAGCUUCUUCAAGAUUUGGUACUCCUGAUGAAUUGAAAGAAUUGAUUGAUACUGCUCAUGGAAUGGGUAUUCAAGUUUUAUUAGAUGUUGUUCAUUCUCAUAGUUCAAAAAAUGUUGAUGAUGGUUUGAAUAUGUUUAAUGGUACUGAUCAUUAUUUAUUCCAUGGUGGUGGCAGAGGUAUGCAUGAUUUAUGGGAUUCUCGUUUAUUUAAUUACACCAAUUAUGAAACUUUAAGAUUCUUGUUGUCUAAUUUGAAAUACUACAUUGAUGUCUUCCAAUUUGAUGGUUUCAGAUUUGAUGGUGUUACCAGUAUGUUGUAUAAACAUCAUGGUUUAUCUUAUGGUUUCAGUGGUAAUUAUCAUGAAUAUUUUGGUGAAGGAGUUGAUGAUGAAGCUUUGGUGUAUUUGAUGUUGGCUCAUAAAUUAAUGGAUGAUAUUUCCAAGACUGAAAACAUCACUUUGACUUCAAUUGCCGAAGAUGUUUCCGGUAUGCCAACGCUAUGCCGACCAAUUACUGAUGGUGGUAUUGGUUUUGAUUAUAGAUUAUCCAUGGCCAUUCCUGAUAUGUGGAUUAAAGUUUUAAAACAUUUGAGUGAUGAACAAUGGGAUUUGGGUAAUAUUGUUCACACUUUAUGUAACCGUAGAUAUGGUGAGAAAGUUGUGGUUUAUUGUGAAAGUCAUGAUCAAGCUUUAGUUGGUGAUAAAACCAUUGCCUUUUGGUUGAUGGAUGCAGAAAUGUACACCAACAUGAGUGUUUUAACCGAAUUAACUCCAGUUAUUGAUCGUGGUAUUGCUUUACAUAAAAUGAUUAGACUUAUUACUUAUGGUUUGGGUGGUGAAGGUUAUUUGAAUUUCGAAGGUAAUGAAUUUGGUCAUCCAGAAUGGUUGGAUUUCCCAAGAGUUGGUAACGGUGAAUCUUAUCAUUACUCAAGAAGACAAUUCAACUUAAUUAAAGAUGAUUUACUUAGAUAUAAAUUUUUAUAUGCAUUUGAUAAAGCCAUGUUGAAAUUAGAUGUCACUGGUCCAGAAUAUGUUUCCCUUAAACAUGAAGGUGAUAAAGUUUUAGUCUUUGAAAAGGGAGACUUACUUUUCAUUUUUAAUUUCAAUUCUUCCCAAUCAUUUGUUGAUUAUAAAAUUGGUGUUGAGCAUCCAGGUAAAUAUAAAGUGGUCUUGGACUCCGAUGCUGAAGAAUUUGGUGGACAUCAAAGACUUGAUGAUCUGCAAGUUUACUUCACUUCUGAUGAACCUUGGAAUCAUAGAAAGAAUUCUAUGCAAGUUUAUAUUCCUACUAGAACAGCCCUUGUAUUACAAUUGGCCAAAGACUAA
Messenger RNA from Candida tropicalis MYA-3404, 2019 nucleotides. It is a transcript of the gene GLC3, whose product is annotated as 1,4-alpha-glucan branching enzyme. Gene Ontology annotation, molecular function: cation binding; 1,4-alpha-glucan branching enzyme activity; hydrolase activity, hydrolyzing O-glycosyl compounds. The transcript has a single exon. NCBI's taxonomy places the organism in Eukaryota, Fungi, Ascomycota, Pichiomycetes, Serinales, Debaryomycetaceae. The coding region runs from base 1 to 2019 and encodes 672 amino acids. Gene Ontology annotation, biological process: glycogen biosynthetic process. The record is from RefSeq and is a predicted model, not a curated record. Gene Ontology annotation, cellular component: cytoplasm.